Molecule: messenger RNA, 468 nt
Organism: Acanthosepion pharaonis
Lineage: Eukaryota; Metazoa; Mollusca; Cephalopoda; Sepiida; Sepiidae
Source: the annotation of a GenBank genome assembly
AUGCAUACAAACCCUUUUUGUCACUUUCUAUCUAUCUAUCUAUCUAUCUAUCUACAUAUCUCACGUAUUCCAUUCGUUUCAAUCAGUUUUUUAUCUUUUUUAUCACAAAUCUCAUAUUCGUUUUCUAAAUUAUCAUUUUCUCUCAUUCCUUUUUUUAUUUACUUUUUAAUUUUCUGUUACCUAUCUAUCACGUUUAUCCCACUUUUCUCAUUUCUUUUUCUUUUCUGUCACUUUCUGGCAUCCUUUCUGUCUUUCUAUCAUUCUUCUUCUUCUCUAUCGCUUUCUGUCAUUUCUUCUUUCUUUCUAUUGCUGUCGGUCAAUUUUUCUACUUUCCUGUCACCCUCUGUCAUUAUUUCUCCCCUUUUGUCACUUUCUGUCGAUCUUUCUACCUUUUCUGCUCUGUCAUCAAUUAAAGGCAAAAGAACUGCUGCUUUCACCAAUAAACAAAUGCCUGAUAAAUUAGAAUGA